ACCGACAGCAGCGGAGGUGGGGACCGAACCCGGCUCCCCGGAGCUGUGAGGCAGCGGCCCCUCCCGCUGCACCGCCCAGUCUGGCGGCCGCCGUCCCGCUGAUCUCCCGGCAGACGCGCCGCUCGGCACCGGCGGCGGAUGGACGGGAAACCCUUGCGUCUGAUCGCCGCCACCGACACGGCGCUCGGGAUCGGGCGGGACGGCCGCCUGCCCUGGCACCUGCCGAACGAGUUCGACCGGUUCCUGUCCCGGGUCACCGCCGUCUCAGGGCCGGGCAAGAGGAACCUGCUGAUCUGGGGUAGACACAGUGCAGUCAGACCCUCCCAGCCACUGCCAAACUGCCACCGCGUCUGCUUAAGUAGGAACCUGAGUUGUGUGCCUCCCGGUGCUGAUCACCUCUGCCGAGACUUUGCCAGUGCGGUCCAGCUCGCCUACCUCCCUCCUCUGAGUGAUCACAUCGAAACCAUCUGGGUACUGGGCGGGACACACGUCUAUCAGGAGACCUUCAACAGGACCAGAGCUUCCGCUGUGGCAGAAGCGCCAAUCAUCCAUUUUCUGUCUCAGUUACAGGAAGCCUUGAAACAUCCAAACUGUGACCAGAUUUAUCUGACAAACAUCAUGGCUGACUUCAACUGUGACACUUUCUUCCCAGAAUUUGACCGGGAGACCUUCCGGCUACUGGAGGAGUUUCCUGGAAUUCCAAGUGAAAUUCAAGAGGAGAAUGGCAUCAAAUAUAAAUUUCAAGUCUUUCAGAAAGUUACCAGCCAAUGACCCCAAGCCUAGUCACCUGUGCCCGGUUAAAGUGGUUCUUGUAGACACAGGAGAUUGCAGGUGUUGGAAAUCAGGAGCAACACACAAAACGCUGGAGGAACUCAGCGGUCAGGCAGCAUCGCGUCAAGAGCCUCCAUCCGGACUGGAAAGAAAGAGGGGAGAGCCGGUACAAGUGUAAAUACCUCCACUGAUCGGAUGUUGCUCACUUGCUGGACAUGUGUGGCAGUGGAAAGGACCCUUCAGCAGUGCCACAUGUAGGGAUCAUGUUGUUGAUGGUUUGUUACCGGUUGAGUCUUCCAACUGUUUAGUACAAUCCUACAAGUGUUUGAUGCUUUCUGGAGUUGUCCCAAGUUACUGAAGGCUGCAGGGAGUGGUUCACCAACAAACACAGGGCUUGUCGACUGAACUUCCUGGAUUAACCAGUUUCCUCCUUGGAUGUGUCUGUUUUCAUUCCAAAAUAAAAUUAGGAAAUGUUGAAAACAC
Molecule: messenger RNA, 1254 nt
Organism: Pristis pectinata (smalltooth sawfish)
Lineage: Eukaryota; Metazoa; Chordata; Chondrichthyes; Rhinopristiformes; Pristidae
Product: zgc:153031
Exons: 7
Coding region: 139-771 (210 amino acids)
Biological process (GO): glycine biosynthetic process; folic acid metabolic process; dihydrofolate metabolic process
Cellular component (GO): mitochondrion
Molecular function (GO): NADP binding; dihydrofolate reductase activity
Source: RefSeq, a predicted model, not a curated record